AUGUCGUUCGCAAAGGCCUUUGGUCAGGCCAUCCAGCGCUCCAUCGAGAUGGCCAGAGACGAGACUGCAAAGAUCAUGAGGAUGGAAAUCUCGCCCAACUCGGCCAACCAGGGGGCCCUCCUCAUCUACGCCCUCACCUCGCCCCAGCACCUCGCCAACUUUGCCACGGGCGCGGAUUCGGACAUCGGCGGCCUCUCCCAGUGCCGCCUCGCCCUCGACGACGCAUCAAAGGGUCGCUUCUACGGCACCCUCAGCUCACAGGUGCCCAGGGGCGCUAAAAUCGAGCGCAGCGGUUAUGCCGGCUUCCGCAACCGCAACCGCCCCACCCUCUUCGGCAACCAGUGCUGGGAUACGACCGUCCACCCUUACCUCGCCCUCCGCGUCCGCAAUCGGCUCGCCAAGCGGCCCAUUGUGCCCGGUAGCGCCUCUGCGGCCGCCGAGGCACCAUCCGCCUCGACGCCCGCCUCGUCCUCUGCCUCGGCUCGCGACGACACCGGCGCACCGUCCACCGCGGCCGGCGGUCACUCGCUGCGCGCCGCCAUCCACGCAAACGAUCCCUCGGGUCCCGCCGCAUCUCGCGCCAUCCAUGCCCUCGGCCUCGGCAGAAAGGAGCCGCCGGGACCCAAGUUUUUCGUCAAUAUCCAGACUGACGGUCCCGUCACCAGCGACCUCUUCCAGCACCGCCUCUACCUCGACGAGACAAAGGGUGCCGACUGGCAGACGGUGAUCAUCCCGCUCGACGACUUUGUACUGACCAACACGGGCCAGGUGUCCAACUCGCAGCUGUCGAUGAUGCGCGAAAAGAUCCGGACAGUGGGCAUCUCGGCGGUGCUCGAUGUCCCCACGCCGCCCUCGGCCAACCCGGCGCCCAGGAAGGACUCGCCCCCGUCGGCCCUCUCGCGCGAUGUCAGCCGCCGCUCGGACGAUGCCGAGGAUGACUGGGCCGUCGACGGUGGCCUGCGCAGCGACGGCGGCGUCGACGAGGCGCAGCGUGGCAGCAAGCGCGGGACGACGUUCAACUUUGACCUCGGCAUCGAGUCGGUGCACGCCAUUGGCGAGAUCCACGAGGCAGAGGCGCUCGCCAGCGCCAGCUAA
Molecule: messenger RNA, 1095 nt
Organism: Pseudozyma flocculosa PF-1
Lineage: Eukaryota; Fungi; Basidiomycota; Ustilaginomycetes; Ustilaginales; Ustilaginaceae
Exons: 3
Coding region: 1-1095 (364 amino acids)
Biological process (GO): mitochondrial electron transport, NADH to ubiquinone; mitochondrial respiratory chain complex I assembly
Cellular component (GO): mitochondrion
Source: RefSeq, a predicted model, not a curated record